Messenger RNA from Pecten maximus, 2002 nucleotides. Its product is annotated as methyltransferase-like protein 27. Bases 7 to 660 code for a protein of 217 amino acids. The record is from RefSeq and is a predicted model, not a curated record. NCBI's taxonomy places the organism in Eukaryota, Metazoa, Mollusca, Bivalvia, Pectinida, Pectinidae. Gene Ontology annotation, molecular function: S-adenosylmethionine-dependent methyltransferase activity. The transcript has 5 exons.
UAAACAAUGGAAUCUACAGGCAUGGAAUGUCCGUUUCCAGCGAUGUGGAGUGUGGACACGCCCGACCAACUUACUGACUUAUAUGAAGAAUGGGGUCCAUCAUAUGAUACGGAUGUAAACCGGAUAAAUUACAAAGCGCCAUUACUGGUAUCUAAUGCUUUGGCUGCAUUAUACCCACGAGAGCGUCAGAGUUUAAAGAUUUUGGACGUAGGGGCUGGAACUGGUUUAGUAGGUGUGGAGUUACAAAAGCUUGGAUUUGGUGACGUCGACGGACUGGAUCCAUCCGAGCUGAUGUUGAAGGAAGCACGUGCUACUAACACAUACAAUAAUCUGUACUGUGAAUACUUCACAUCUAAACCGACUCCAGGUCUAGACCAAGACAGUUAUGACGUCAUCAUUUCUGCCGGCUCGUUAAUUGCAGGACACCUACCGACUGAUUGUUUCAUUGAAGCUGUAAGACUUGUAAGGAAGGGUGGAAUUAUUUGCAUAAUAACUCGAACAGAAGGCAAAGGAAGCUUCAACGAAGCUGGCUACGGGGACAAAUGUAAAGUCGUCCUUAAACAACUACAGGAUGAGGGGGAACUGGAGGAAAUCCAAUGGGAGAAAGUGAAUUAUUACGCAUCAAAUGCUGGAGUUAUAAUGACAUAUAGAGUGUUGUAAUGAUCUGUGUGGGAACCUAAUGUACUAUAAGGACAGGGCAAUGUAUGUAAUGCAGAAGACCUCUAUAUAAAACACCAUUGUUGUAUAUUCGACAUCGUUUGUCUUUAACUGAACUGUUGAAAAGAAUAUCUAAUACCCGAGUACAGGAAUGUAAUUUUAUCAUUUUGAAAUAACCUAUUGGUAACAUGAAAAUGAUGUUUUUCGUAACAUUGACACCCACUUGUCUUGGAAGGACCUAACUGGAGAUACGUAACGAUAAAAGCUGAUAUCAGUAUUUGUCCGCUGUUAUCUCUCUAUAGUAAAUGACGAUGAUAAAACCAUCACAAUGUCACAGAUACAUGUAUCGAAAAGCCCAUACAAAAUUCAUCGUCCUCUAUCCCUUUGCCAAAAUGUGUUUUUCAUUAAAGUGAAAACAUCAUACAGAAUAACCAAAGCAUUCAUCUUCUUGCUGUCAUACGUCAUUAUGGUGUUUCUCUUUCAAAUCGAAUAAUUCCAGGCUUGUCAUAAUUGAUAGUGAAAUUCAUUUGUAUCGUAAUGAUAACGCAGAUCAAAGCUAAAUCUCUUUUAAAGACUCAUUCAUUGAAGGUUGCAAUUACUAUUUUGUUAUGCUUAGAAAUGCAUGAUAUUUUUGCGAUCUUACCGUGCCCUUUAUUACACAUACCACAAUGACAAUGCUGUCUUUUCCAAAAGAAAGAAGAAGCGAGAUUUAAAAAAAAACCAUAUAAAAGGUCCUUAAGAGAAAAAUAUGUUCAGCAUUUCUAUUGGGCGAAACAUGGGAACAAUACAUUUUUCUAUACUAUUCAGUUUCUUUUUUAAACUAGUACGAGCAAUUGCUUAAGGAAGAGUCAAUGAUGUUCCAUAGGUGCAUGACAUCAUGUUUGGGGUAACAUUAAGGUGGCCCAUGUUAGUAGCCCGCAAUAACGUUAUCGAAUAGCCUUUCAGAAUUUUAUCGUAUGUUACUGUCAUCGCGUGGUUUGAUUCAUGAUAGUAGCUAUCUAAAAGUACUUUUUUAUUUUGGCAUUUCACCCCAAAGGCAAUACUAAGCUUGAGAUCCAAGUCUUUGAAAUUUGUAUCUCAAAGUAUUGCAUCUAAGGCAUGUUUUGUGUUACUAUUCAAUUAUUAUGAGGGAGAAAAGGAUUUCCCUAAAACAAUUAAGAUGCAUUUCUGUUUUAAUAGGAAAAAAAUAUUUCAAAGAACUGGGCAAAUACAUUUUGAUUCCCGACUUAUUUACUGCGUAGGUGUCGCACUGUAUACUAGAUAAAUGUGUGUAUACUGAUGUGCUUUCUAAUCAACUCACCAAACAUUGUUAAUACUAGCACUAUGUUUCUCUAACCAUCAAAAC